Messenger RNA from Fraxinus pennsylvanica, 684 nucleotides. The record is from the annotation of a GenBank genome assembly. NCBI's taxonomy places the organism in Eukaryota, Viridiplantae, Streptophyta, Magnoliopsida, Lamiales, Oleaceae.
AUGGCUUCCGAGGAUGUGAAACUGUUGGGUGGAUGGCCAAGCCCAUAUGUAAUGCGGCCUAGAAUUGCACUCAACAUUAAGUCUGUCAAUUAUGAGUUUCUUGAGGAAAAAUUUGGUUCAAAAAGUGAUCUUCUUCUCAAAUCGAACCCGGUUUACAAGAAAAUUCCAGUUCUCAUUCAUGGUGAAAAACCCAUAUGUGAAUCACUCAUUAUUGUUGAGUACGUUGAUGAGGUUUGGAAUUCCGGUCACACCAUUCUUCCUUCUGACCCGUACGAUCGAGCCGUUGCCAGAUUUUGGGCUACUUAUAUUGAUGAUAAGUGGUUUCCCGGCAUAAGGGCUAUCUCAAGAGCUGAUGGAGAGGAAGCUAAGAAAAAAGCAGUAGAGGAAGUCAUUGCAGGCCUAGUUUUACUUGAAGAUGCCUUCAUAAAAUGCAGCAAAGGAAAGAGUUUCUUUGGAGGGGACAAAAUAGGGUACUUAGACAUUGCAUUGGGGUGUUUCUUGGGGUGGUUGAGAGUGACAGAAAAGUUGGGCAAUUUUGCGCUUCUCGAUGAGUCCAAGACACCUAAUUUGUUCAAAUGGGCUGAAAAAUUUUCAUCUGAUGAUGCUGUUAAAGAUAUUAUGCCUCAAACUGAUAAGCUGAUGGAGUUUGCUAAAGUGCUUAUGGCUAAAUCGAAGGCUUCUUGA